CUUACUGCUAAAAAUGGCAGAUUGCGAAAAGGAAGAAGCGCAAAAUUUGCAAUUGGAGUUCGAAUGGGUUCUCCGAAAAGAAGUACAUGCUGUUGUCAGUCAGCUACAUGCAAUCCUGGUCGAGUGUGGUCGGAGAUUUCCUGCCUGUAGCAAUGAUGCAUCACACAGACAAGAAAAAUUUAUGCUGUCAGCACUGCCAGAGCAGCCAAAAUGCGUCAUCACAUUGGCAGGGGAUAGCAUCACUCAUGCGGAAAUCAAUCUCAGAGUUCAACGACAGCAGGUAGUGACAUACCGGACGACAAUUCAAGCUGAAAGUCCAUGGCGAUUGCAGCAGAUCCAAGAUGCUGGCAACCAUCUGCAGCAGGCCAUAGUUCAUACUGAAGCUAUUGAUAAGGAUUACAUGUUCAAGUCAUCAGAAGAAGUACUUUAUAUAUUGGGCAACAUACUGGGAGCCUUGCAACGUGCCCGUACCAGUCUCAUAGUGCCUCGUAAGAAGACUAUUGAUGACCUCAUGAGAAGCAGGAAUAUGAAAUCUUUGGUGCCCAACCUUCCUGAAGAUCUUGCAAUCAGUUUCUAUGUGCAGAGCCACAAACUGGUGUUUGCUGUAUAUCAGCUGACAAAUGUGCAAGGCACAAUGAAGUUUGACACCCAUCAGGCAGAGUGCUCAAUUCCAUGGCUAAAUGAAGCUCUAGUACUUCUUACAGUGGCACUACAACUCUGCCAGCAACUCAAGGACAAGAUUGGUGUAUUCUCACAGUAUAAGGACUUCACUGUGGGUAUGAGAGUGGCAUCUCCAGUACCCCAAUAAAGUUCUACUAUUAGUACUGAAAUUGACCUUCCAGCCAAGUGGUAUUGCUGCUCAGAUGUACCAUCCAAGACACUUGAAGUGUCAGGUUGUUAAUUUUGUAUUGUAUGUGCAUAUAUAUUUACGUGCGGUAUUUAAUGUUACCAUCAGAUUUACGAGAUAAUGUUUCCUCAGUCAUAACAAAAAUGACUGAUAGUGCUCAAAGUUGUUUACUCCCUGGUAGACAUAAUAGUUCAAAAUCCAAAAGAAUAAAAUUUCUACAGUUAUUGUUCCUGUGUGCGCCUUGAGCUAAAAGGGCAUAUUUCCACGGCUCCAUGUGGAAAUGUGCAUAAAUCUGCAUUUUCAACAGAAUGAUCUGCACAUUCAUAAUGUGUGUAUUAUGAAAUCAGACUGGAGAAUUUUAGAAUUUUUAUUUUUGUGCGUUAAUGUAUGCAAGUUUUAUUA
This is a messenger RNA of Schistocerca cancellata (South American locust), 1249 nucleotides long. It is a transcript of the gene rogdi, whose product is annotated as protein rogdi. Gene Ontology annotation, cellular component: RAVE complex. Lineage: Eukaryota; Metazoa; Arthropoda; Insecta; Orthoptera; Acrididae. The record is from RefSeq and is a predicted model, not a curated record. The transcript is spliced from 7 exons. Bases 14 to 808 code for a protein of 264 amino acids.